CUUACCCUGUAUAAAACGGAAGAUGUUGUAUAUAAAAUUAUACUAAAAGAUGAAAACCUGUCUAAUGAGAAAACGGAAGAGAUUUUUAUAUAUAGAAUACGUAACAGAACCUGUGUAAAGCGGAAUUUUUGGCAUAAAACCUGUUGCAAAUAUAUAAAUUUUCUUUGAUAAAUCAAGAUUUAAGAUGGAGAUUAAACAGUAAAGAAUCUUCGACAGCUUCUCAUCUUUGUAUAUUGAGAGGAGGAAGAGGGAGAGAGGAUGGAGAAACAUAGACAUUAUUCACAGAAAGGAUGUUUAUAUUUAGAAACACGAAAACGAUAUUCUACAUGUUUAUAUCUCUAUAUUUUGUCAAAAGCCUGCAACCGCACACUGAUAAGAUCACAAAGUCAGAACGUGAAUAUCAGGAACAGAAAAAUAAAUUAAUUGAAGAGAUUUUAUUACAACAAAUUGAAUUAUAUUGGGAAUGCCGACAAAUUGCUAAUCAGUUUAAUAAUAAUGAGAUAUUCUGUCCUGCCAUUUUUGAUGGCUGGAUUUGUUGGAAUGUAACCAAAGCUGGACAUCAAGCAUCUAUGCCAUGCCCUUCUCUAGGUCAACACAAACGUUCAACAGGAACUGCAUUGAAGAAUUGUUUAUGGAACGGGCAAUGGGAAACUAAUUACAAAGAAGAAGAAAUUGCAAAUUAUGAUUCCUGCUCGUUUGACCUUAAUGAGUAUUUAGGGAUACAAAAAAGAUUAAAAGAAUUAAUUGAAAACUUUUCCAACUUGGAUAAACCUCCUCGAGAUAAUUCAAAGUUAUCAACCGCCUACGAACAGUGUAUAAAAAGAUUAGUGUCGACAAGUAAAACUUUUACAGGUGAAUAUUGCACGGGGACAUUUGAUGGAUGGAGCUGUUGGAACGACACACCUGCUGGUGAUAUAGCAUAUUCUACAUGCCCCGAUUUUAUACUUGGUUUUUUACCUGAUAGUGAGUAAGAUCGAUUUAUAUAAUGUUUAAUUUAAAACCUAUUCGUCAAUGGAUGAUAAAUUUCAAAAAAAAAGAGAGAAAAAAAAAAGAACAAACUUCUUCUCAAGCAAGCUGUCAGUUUAAUAGAAAAUUCAAUUUGAAGAUAGACCAGUGACGUAAAAAAAAAAAACGACA
Messenger RNA from Centruroides sculpturatus (bark scorpion), 1137 nucleotides. Its product is annotated as calcitonin gene-related peptide type 1 receptor-like. Gene Ontology annotation, biological process: adenylate cyclase-modulating G protein-coupled receptor signaling pathway. The record is from RefSeq and is a predicted model, not a curated record. The transcript has 8 exons. Gene Ontology annotation, cellular component: plasma membrane. Gene Ontology annotation, molecular function: G protein-coupled peptide receptor activity. Bases 291 to 971 code for a protein of 226 amino acids. Lineage: Eukaryota; Metazoa; Arthropoda; Arachnida; Scorpiones; Buthidae.